Naegleria gruberi is the source of this 729-nucleotide messenger RNA. RefSeq lists its product as uncharacterized. Gene Ontology annotation, biological process: mRNA splicing, via spliceosome. Gene Ontology annotation, molecular function: U2 snRNA binding; protein binding. Bases 1 to 729 code for a protein of 242 amino acids. The transcript has a single exon. Lineage: Eukaryota; Heterolobosea; Eutetramitea; Acrasida; Naegleriidae. The record is from RefSeq and is a predicted model, not a curated record.
AUGGUAAAACUUUCACCGGAAUUAGUAGCAUCAUCAGCACAAUUUUUCAAUCCAAUCAAGGAGAGAGAAUUAGAUUUGAGAGGAAAUAAAAUUGUAACUAUUGAAAAUCUUGGUACUACGAGGGAUAGUUUUGAUGUGAUUGAUUUUUCGGAUAAUGAAAUUGCUAGAAUGGAGAACUUUCCAUUGCUAAGAAGAUUACAUACACUCUUUUUUAACAAUAAUAGACUAAAUUAUAUUGAUGAAAAGCUAGGAGAAAAGAAUUUACAAAACUUGGAAACUUUAAUAUUGACUAAUAAUUAUUUCAAGGAACUUUACGAGUUGAACGGAUUAAAGACAUUUAAAAAGUUGAAAUCGAUAUCAUUGCUGGACAAUUUGGUAAAUAAGAAGGAAAACUAUAGGUUAUAUUUGAUAUUCCUCUUACCAACUUUAAAGUACUUGGAUUUCAUCAAGGUAAAGAAAAUUGAAAGAGAUAGAUCUAAACACAUCUAUGGAACACUUGCCAAGCCAACAGAGGAAGCUCAAAAAAUUCUAGGAAUUACAAAGACAGCAGCUGUCAUUAGUACAGAAACUAGUAACAAACAAGCAUCUGCUUUAACAGAAAAGCCAGCCCUCUCUCCCGAGGAAAUUAUGAAAAUCAAAAAAGCAAUCAUACAAGCCAAAACGCUUCAGGAAGUUGAAUAUUACAAACAAGCUCUCAAACAAGGUAUUCUUCCAAAGGAGCUUCAUUAG